AUGACAAAUUUGAUCGGCACACAAUUAAUGCGCACAUCUUCCACAUGUCAUCCACUUGCUGAAAUUGACAACGGGUAUAUUCGAACGGCUGGUGAAUUGAGAUUUGGGUCAAAUGCUGAAUACGCUUGCAAUAAAGGUUACGUACUUAUCGGUUCGUCUCAGCGUCGCUGUCAGGGCAAUCGCGAGUGGAGUGGAGCACAGCCGACGUGUCGAUUACAGAUUGCCAGUAUCGAUCGCUCCCACCUGAAAAUACCGUACGCUGUUCACGAUGGUUCGUCAUUCUCGGGUGAAUACGAUCUGGAGGCAGAGGUGUCGUACUCGUGUAUACCUGGAUAUCAUAAGUUCUCUGCAAAGGGUCUUGCUCUAGCAAAGUGUUUGCUGAACCGAAAGAAUGUGGCUCAAUGGUUUGGACCGGAUCUGAAAUGCAAAGCGCGAUCUUGUCCGGAUCCUGGAAAACUGGAGAAUGGGAUUCGAGAUGGUGAUGUGUUCGAAUACCCGCACACCGUGGUAUACCACUGCCAUCCCGGCUUUUUGCUAUUGGGUCCGUCGACGAGGAAAUGCGAAAGUAAUGGAGAAUGGUCAGAUGAGCCGCCAGUAUGCCAA
Ostertagia ostertagi is the source of this 603-nucleotide messenger RNA. Lineage: Eukaryota; Metazoa; Nematoda; Chromadorea; Rhabditida; Trichostrongylidae. The record is from the annotation of a GenBank genome assembly.